AUGACGCCGUUCACUCAGCUGCUAAGUCAGACUCCCCGUCCACGCAUCAACGAGCUCUGUGCGCUUUGGGGCCUAUCCGCGUCCGGCAAUCUGAACGACUGUCGGUCUCGCCUGAAGGCGUAUAUGGACGACAACAUGGAUCUCACCGAAGACGACACCUUUGCGGGCCUCUUCACACAACAACAGCGGAACGAAUAUGCAGCGAACCCCUAUCCACCUGCAUGGGAAGGCAUUCAGCAGACCGAUCGCGCUGACUCGCCCCCUACCGCCGAUCAGGACGUUCGAGGCUCGUCCGCGACGCCCGGCAAUGAUCACGCCAUCCGAGGCUCGCCCCCCCUGUCUGGCGACUACGAUCGCGCUGGCGGACUGGGCCCCGUUGAUUCGGCGGCAGGCCGCGAAGCUGGCACAGCACAGCGUCAACUUCUUCAGUCCCUGCCCGUGGAAGCGCUGGACAGAUUGCUGGAUUCUUUUUUCAGCGGUCGGAUGAAUGACACUGCAGUUCCGCCGACCACCGUAGUGCCACGCCACAAUCCAGUUGCUGUUUCCGGAGUGCGACGUCGGCCUGAUCGCAUCCAGGGAUCGGUUUCCACCGACGCAGGCAUUCAGAUCAUCGAGCCCAUCCUCAACCGGUUCUUGGGGACUGGGAACAUCUGGGCGCAUCAUAUCCCGUUGCACCUACUCACCGAUGCCUUCUGCCGCCGAUACGGCGUUGGGGCAACCACAAAGGAUUUCGAUGACAAUCGCACGCUUGAUAAAGCAUCAAACACGGUGCUGACAAUCCCGAAAGACAUCCCCUUCGAGCCCGAACUACGCUUAUCCCUCGCCGAAUGGACUCAGGCAUGGAAACGCUUGAUGUACCUCAUCGAGCGUUACGUUCCCCAGGAGCUCAACCUAUGGCAGCAGCACUACUUCAAGAUUAUGCACUAUCACAACCGCGAGCGGGUGUGGCCAAUGCUCCUUGCAUAUGACUCCCGCGUGAGACGCGCAUCCAUCGUCGAGGCUCUGGACCCCUCUGUAUGGCAGACGAACAUCUGGGAAGACGUGAAGAUUGAAUUCGACGCCGAGAGGUUGGAUUUGGACGGAGUCAAGUCUUUCAGCGAUUCGCUUGCCCAAGGACCGUCACCCGGCGCUUCGGAGUAUAUGAGAAGCGCGACAGCAUGCAUCAACCCGCUUCCCGCUCAAAGGCCAGAUGCUUCGCUUGUGGUAGCCAGGACCACUCUUCACGAAGCUGUUCUGCCGGAUCUCUUAUCAACGGCAAGCCCCUGGUCAUCUGGUCGGACAAGCCCGGAGAGCCGCGGAAGGACUGACGCGGCAACCAAUUCUGCUAUGGCUUCAACGGCAAGAUUGGGUGCACAAUGGGCCGUAGCUGCAACCGACUCCACUACUGUAGCCUUUGCGGCGAGAAAUCCGGUUCACAUGGCGCUCAGGAAUGCGCAUCCGUGUGAUUUCCUUCCAGUUGUGACCCCCCUCCUGCCGGAUAGGUGGGACCGUGCGCUGAUGGAUGCCGGCGUACACGAUACAUUCCGUGAUGUACCUAUAGGUCUUCGGGAUGGUUUUAAUAUGGGCAUCACUUCCUCUAUCUCCAGAACGUACACACCCAAAAAUCACUAUUCUGCGGUCGCACAAGCCAACACCGUUACAAAAUACAUUCAGAACGAGCUUUCUAACCGACAUUACACCGGGCCUUUCUCAGCGACUCGACUGGAAGCCCUCAUUGGUCCUUUCAGAUCAUCCCCUCUGGGCACCGUGCCCAAGUCUGGCGCACCAGGGGAGUUUCGAAUCGUGCAGGAUUUCUCGUUUCCACGCAACGAUCCCUCACGCAUGUCCGUCAAUUCGGAGAUUAAUAUCGAUGACUUCCCAUGCGAAUGGGGCUCGUUCUCGGAUAUUGUCAUCCUCGUGAUCGAAGCUCCCCCUGGAACCGAGGCGGCAACUCUGGAUGUUGACGCCGCCUAUCGGCGUUGUCCCAUUCACCCGACGCAGCAACCACACUUUGUUGUUGAGUGGAAUGGGGUCUUCUACAUCGACCACGUGUGUCCAUUUGGAUUCACGAGCUCCGGGGGCAUUUUUGGCCGAGUUGCAGAUGCGAUGGCAGCAAUUUACCGCGCAAAAGGGAUUGGCCCACUCAAGAAGUGGGUUGAUGAUUUUGUUUUCUUUCGUUUUCCUUUGCAUGGCAGCCCGUCACCAAACCCAUAUAGCCUCUCGGAUAUUUAUGACGUGGCAAAAGACCUGGGUUGGCCUUGGAAGCAAUCCAAGACACGCGACUUCGCCUCGGAGUUCAUAUAUUUGGGCUUCCAUUGGAACAUCACCGACAAAUCGGUAUCUAUUCCAGACGGGAAGAAGUCAAAAUACAUCGCUAGACUGUUGUUGUGGACCCCCGAUGCAUCGUUCACUGUCAAGGAAGCCGAAUCACUGCUCGGAACACUGGUCCAUUGCUCUUUGCCACUGCCUGAAGGAAAGUCACGACUACCUGCAAUAUCGAAAUUUGCGGCAUCCUUCGCUCACACUCGAUCACCCUUCUCACGCCGAAAGCCAAACGCGACGGUCUUGGAUGACGUAUCCUGGUGGUUGUCUCAGCUGCAUAAACCGUUCUGCGGAUCUCGGCUUAUGAAACCGCCCUCAUUGUCUGGUAUACAAUUCUUCGUGGAUGCAUCAACCUCUUGGGGCAUUGGCGUAGUUUUCGACGGCGUCUGGCAGCGCUGGAGGCUGACACACUCCGCCUUACGCGAUGGUCGCGAUAUUGGAUGGGCCGAAAUGAUAGCGAUCGAGCUGGGCCUCCGUCUCGCAAUACAUCAGAAUCACUCCGACGUGCACUUCAACGUUCAUUCGGAUAACGCAGGGGUUCUUGGCGCCUUGUCAAGCGGAAAAUCUCGGAGUAUGGAACAGAACCGGGUGCUGCGCAGAAUCGUAGCUUUAUUACGGACGUCCUCGAUUUGGAUCUCGUGCACACCUCAGUUACCACCGCCAUCACGCGGUUCUCCCCCCGCGGGGUACCUACUGGGUACCCUCAGACGUCUUGCUGAGGGUACCCAGUAG
This is a messenger RNA of Mycena citricolor, 3033 nucleotides long. The record is from the annotation of a GenBank genome assembly. Lineage: Eukaryota; Fungi; Basidiomycota; Agaricomycetes; Agaricales; Mycenaceae.